CCUCCCCCGGGGUUGAUGGUACGGUCCCCGGGCUGCUCCCCCACCCCUCUGUCGCGGACCUUGGUACAGGCCCAGGGGGCCCUCGUGGCCUCUCAGGGCUGCCCUUGCCCCCCGCCGAGUUCCGGGCCAGUCUUUGCUCAAGCUGGUUGGCUGGAGCGGUGCCCGGGCUGCGCCGCAAUAGGGGAUGUUGGAAAUUACUAUUAUGGACAAGGCCACCCAAUGAAGCCUCACCGAAUCCGCAUGACUCACAAUUUGCUGCUGAACUAUGGUCUCUACCGAAAGAUGGAAAUCUAUCGCCCUCACAAAGCCAAUGCUGAGGAGAUGACCAAGUACCACAGUGAUGACUACAUUAAAUUCUUGCGCUCCAUCCGUCCAGAUAACAUGUCUGAGUACAGCAAGCAGAUGCAGAGAUUCAACGUUGGUGAGGACUGUCCAGUAUUUGAUGGCCUGUUUGAGUUCUGUCAGUUGUCUGCUGGUGGCUCUGUGGCAAGUGCUGUGAAACUUAAUAAGCAGCAGACGGACAUCGCUGUGAAUUGGGCCGGGGGCCUGCACCAUGCAAAGAAGUCCGAGGCAUCCGGCUUCUGUUACGUCAAUGAUAUCGUCUUGGCCAUCCUGGAACUGCUAAAGUAUCACCAGAGAGUGCUGUAUAUUGACAUUGAUAUUCACCAUGGCGAUGGCGUGGAAGAGGCCUUCUAUACCACAGACCGGGUCAUGACUGUGUCCUUUCAUAAGUAUGGAGAGUACUUCCCAGGAACUGGGGACCUACGGGAUAUUGGGGCUGGCAAAGGCAAGUAUUAUGCUGUUAACUACCCACUCCGAGAUGGAAUUGAUGACGAGUCCUAUGAGGCCAUUUUCAAGCCGGUCAUGUCCAAAGUAAUGGAGAUGUUCCAGCCUAGUGCAGUGGUCUUACAGUGUGGUUCAGACUCCCUCUCUGGAGAUCGCCUGGGUUGCUUCAAUCUGACCAUCAAAGGGCAUGCCAAGUGUGUGGAAUUUGUCAAAAGCUUCAACCUACCUAUGCUGAUGCUGGGAGGAGGUGGUUAUACCAUUCGUAAUGUUGCUCGGUGCUGGACAUACGAAACAGCUGUGGCUCUAGACACAGAGAUCCCUAAUGAACUUCCAUACAAUGACUACUUUGAAUACUUUGGACCAGAUUUCAAGCUUCACAUCAGUCCUUCCAAUAUGACUAACCAGAACACUAAUGAAUACCUGGAGAAGAUCAAACAGCGGCUCUUUGAGAAUCUGAGAAUGCUGCCCCACGCACCUGGGGUCCAAAUGCAGGCAAUUCCUGAGGAUGCCAUCCCCGAGGAGAGUGGCGAUGAGGACGAAGAAGAUCCUGACAAGCGCAUCUCAAUCUGUUCCUCUGACAAACGAAUUGCCUGUGAGGAAGAGUUCUCUGACUCAGAUGAGGAGGGAGAAGGGGGCCGCAAGAACUCUUCCAACUUCAAGAAAGCCAAGAGAGUCAAAACAGAAGAUGAGAAAGAAAAAGACCCAGAAGAGAAAAAAGAGGUCACAGAAGAGGAGAAAACCAAGGAGGAGAAGCCAGAAGCCAAAGGGGUCAAAGAGGAGGUCAAGAUGGCCUAAGCAGACCUCUCCAGCUCGGGCUUCUUGCCAAGUUCCCUACCUUUCUCCAACCCCUCAGAUUUUAUAUUUUCUAUUUCUCUGUAUAUUUAUAUAAAGUAUAUUAAAUAUAAAUGUCCUUAGGGACUAGAUAGGAGCCAGGGCCCUUGAGUGCAGGGCAGCUAUGCUGAGGGAACUCUUCUAGUAGCUGUCUUGCUCCCCAUCCUUCCCCAAGUUUUAGUUUUAAACCAUAAAGGGUACAGAUUUGGAUGGAAGCAAUGCAGCCAUAAGACAAAAUCCUGGCAUGCUGAGGGCCUCCUUUGUAGCUUUGGAAAAGGAACCCUGUUAAGUGUUCUAGAAGGGAUGGAUGCGUCUUCAGGGGCCCCCUGUUCUUUGGGCUCCUAAGGUAACAUCAGCCAUUUUUAGAUUGGUUCUGUUCUCAUAACUUCACACUGGCCCCAAGUGAGCUAAGAAACUCACACUGCCCUCUUGUCUUCCCCCAGUUCUGCAGGUGGAGGUUGGUAGCCUAGCUUCAUUUUUUUGAGACAUUUUCAUUUUUGUGAGACUCUUUGUAAUAAAAUGGUACAUUUCUAUAUUCUCCUGA
Messenger RNA from Heterocephalus glaber (naked mole-rat), 2161 nucleotides. RefSeq names its product histone deacetylase 1 (gene Hdac1). Gene Ontology annotation, cellular component: NuRD complex. Gene Ontology annotation, biological process: heterochromatin formation. The record is from RefSeq and is a predicted model, not a curated record. Lineage: Eukaryota; Metazoa; Chordata; Mammalia; Rodentia; Bathyergidae. Gene Ontology annotation, molecular function: histone deacetylase activity.